Fomitiporia mediterranea MF3/22 is the source of this 1492-nucleotide messenger RNA. RefSeq lists its product as uncharacterized. The record is from RefSeq and is a predicted model, not a curated record. Bases 1 to 1365 code for a protein of 454 amino acids. Lineage: Eukaryota; Fungi; Basidiomycota; Agaricomycetes; Hymenochaetales; Hymenochaetaceae. The transcript has 4 exons. Gene Ontology annotation, cellular component: endoplasmic reticulum membrane.
AUGCCCAACUCGUCACCGCCGCAUUACUCAUCCAUCGUGGGCUCGCCAGUCGGUACCCCCGACCUGCCCGGCCAGAGUGCUCUACCGCCCUCAAAUGCUUCAGCGUACACUCUAGCUACCAUCCCUCAUGCAGGCUCCGAUGCAUCCUCCUCCAAUGCAUCUUAUGGCGCGACAAUGCCCAUGUCACCCAAUAGCAAUAUUUCUUCUAGAAGAAUUCUUUUGAAUGCUGGAAUCAAGAUGGCAGCUUUGUUUGUUAUCAGCACUUUACUUCUUGGAGGGACAUUGUGGCUCGCAUUACCUCCUUUAGAAGAACAAGACCGUCCUUUCCUUCGUGUACCCAAGUCGUUCGCUCAGUUACAGGAUCUCAAUUAUUUGCUGAAGAAAUAUCGCGAUAUCUAUCCAAUACGUGUCAUCAUAUGCUAUGUUACCACUUAUUUAUUCUUACAAGCUUUCUCUCUUCCGGGUUCAAUGUAUUUAUCAAUACUUGGUGGCGCAGUCUGGGGUGUCCCCAUCGCCCUUCCACUCGCGUGCACAUGUGUCGCCUGCGGCGCAACACUCUGCUACCUCAUCUCCGCCGCCCUCGGUCCCGCUCUUUUAACACUCCCGAAGUGGGCUGCACGACUAGACCGCUGGAGCGCCUCCCUCGCCGCACAACGCGCAAACCUCCUAUCCUACCUCAUCGUCCUCCGCAUCGCACCUUUCCCCCCACACUGGGUCGUCAACGUCCUCGCCCCGCAUCUGCGAAUUGGGAUUAUCCCGUUCUGGGUUAGCACGUUCUUAGGCAUUCUCGGCGUGACUGUGAUCCAUACAACGAUCGGUGGUGGACUAGACGAUAUGACGAGUGCAGCAGAUUUCCAUCUCAUUUCAUGGCGGAAUGGACUUGGGCUGAGUGCCGUCGUUGUUGGUGUACUUAUCCCUGUUGGACUGCGUUACGUCCUUUCUCGUCGUGUAGGAGGUGCAAUUGCUCUCCCAGAAGAUGAGGAGGAAGCAGGCGAAAUCGACCCUGAGACAGGUGACACAGUCCUUGCGCAGGGACUAUACGCACCAACAGGGAAAGGCAAGACUCCUGCCCCUUUACUCGUCCUCCUAUCAGACUCGGAAGAAGAAGACGAGGACGUAGAUCUGCUAGACGAAGAAGAGGACGAGAUACUCCUUUCCGGAUCUGCUAUCGAACCAGAUAAUGUUAAAGGGAAGAACGUUGAGCGCGGGGAAAGGGAGAAGCUCAUCCCUACGUCUGCUGGUUCAUCCAACUCGAAUUUGAUUUCGGAUUCUAAUUUGACGACGAAUACGAACACGAACAUGAACAAUCCUUUAGACCUUUUUCCCCUUCCUCUUCCCAUUUCUUCUCCGAAGCCAAGCAACUGACGUUCGUUAGGCUGUCGCAUUCGGAAUGUUGUGUUGUCCUUUCUUGCUACUACUAGUACUCUGAAUACUCACCUGUGUGUUGUUAAUUGCGCGUUGCUCGCAUGUGCAGCUCGCUGUAUGUUUCCAU